CCGUUGUAAUAGGUGGUCAGCUUUUGUCUCAAAUACCGAUACAAGAUGUUGUCACAUAUUUUCCUUGGAGUGCUUUUAUUCUUUACUGGUCAGACAGUCGCAAAAACGCUCGAAACGCCUGCCGACAUUGUUAUGUUUGAUGUUGUUGAUCUCUCAGGCUUAAAACCUACAAGUGGCUCACCUUUUGGCGGUCAAAACGCAUACGAUUUUCCUUCAAAUGCUUCUAAUUUGGUUGCACCUCCAAAUGUUUCUAGUUCUUUCGUCAACAAUUCAAUUUUACUGAGGGAAUUUACUGUAAUGGCUAAUCUUCGUGUAGCCGAUGGCGAAAAUGGUGGAACUAUUGUAUUUUUAUCAAAUCCUGAUCGUCCUAACCGUGCGGGCUUUGCCGUUACAUUCAAUUGGAAUAAUGACGUAGCACAAGUUGGCGUAUCUUUCUUCUUAAGAGGCAUUCCGGAAUCAUCGUUAUGUGCAUUUGGUGCCCGAAAUAUACCUAAGAAUGAAUGGGUACAUUUGGAGGUUCGAAUGUAUAUGGAUGAACGUUUAGCAAGGUGUAGAAUUGAUGUACCAAGAGGUAAAAGCUACUAUCGUUAUACUGGAAUUGACAACCAAGAUAGUUCGAUACAUGCAUUUCAUCCAAACGGUCAUUUGAGAUUGGCACAACAGUAUUUGACUGGCGAUGAAAACGUUUUUUUCAUCCCUGAACGAUUCGUGGGAAAGUUGCAAGAUGUGAUCAUAAGUUUUGGUCAACCCAAUUGCACGUAUAUAAUUGAACAAAAUAUCGCAAAGUCGACACCAGCUCCUGUAACAUGUCCAACAAACAACGUUCCAAAAGGUGAUGAUUGUGUUGAUGCUAAUGGCAACCAACGUAAUAAUACGGAAAAAUGGCAAGAAGGAAUGUUAACUGAAUGUAGUUGUGAUAAAGGGAGAAUAUAUUGCGUCAAAUCCGUUCAAAGUUGUACCAUGAAAGGAAAACGGUAUAAAGAUGGUCAAAAAUGGGAUGAUCCUGACAAUUGCAAUUUUUGUGAAUGUAAGGAUGGUACAGUGAUGUGUUCAGGGAACCCUACGAUCUGGAUGUUCAUUAUUGAUUUGUCAAAAUGGAAUUCCAUCUGAAAUCCAAAGAGUUUUUUGUUAGUGAAGUUUCGAAUGUUCUUUUUGUUUUAUUUUUUUGUGUUUUGGGUUAAGUAUGAAUAAAAAAAAUACGCUACAUUUACAAACAACUUACUGAAGUAAAAAUAAUGGGAAAACUAGUAUAUCAAUAGAAAUUUGAAAACGGU
Xenia sp. Carnegie-2017 is the source of this 1274-nucleotide messenger RNA. RefSeq lists its product as uncharacterized. Bases 46 to 1110 code for a protein of 354 amino acids. The record is from RefSeq and is a predicted model, not a curated record. The transcript is spliced from 9 exons. Lineage: Eukaryota; Metazoa; Cnidaria; Anthozoa; Malacalcyonacea; Xeniidae.